AUGUUCGCUCAGAGUUCCGAUCAUCCCCGACCCCCGGACACACAGACCGACACCCAGAUGCUGUCCCGGUACCUGUCCAUUAAGAACAGGUGUCCCAACAAUGGAACCAAAACAGUGUGGCUAAUGUCAAAACAUACUCUGAUCAGCAAACGUUACAAAUUUAGCGUUUGUUUUGUUCCGAAAAUUGGCUCUACGUUUUGGAAAACUGUAAUGCGUUUGCUGCAGAAUGAGAACUUGAGCGAGGACAAGUUCACAACAGGGUUAUUAAAUUUGAACAAGGACGAAAUACACCGAGUCAGACUACCAUGGUUAUCUCUUCUAAGGCACUCAGAGGACGGAUUCUCUUUCCCCAGGUCCAGUCGAGCUGUAGUGUUUACAAGGGACCCUUACACUCGCCUGUUCUCCGCGUAUAUUGACAAAAUAUUUUUACCUUCCUUCUGGAAAUUUAUUGGUAUUGCUAUUGUUCAGCAAUUGCGCCCGGAUCCGUCACCUGAAAGUUUAGAAUGCGGACAUGACGUCACGUUUGAAGAGUUCUUGCGUUACGUCAUCAACGUGGAAGAAACGGGGCACGUGACCGCUUCGAUAUGUGACGACCAUUGGGCCCCGGUGACGUCAUUGUGCGACGUGUGCCGCAUGAAGUAUGAUUACAUCGGUAAACAGGAAUCCUUCCUCAACGAUACGAACUACAUAUUUCAGCAGCUGGGUUUAGAUAAAUUAAUGUUAAGUAGCCUGCAGCCUGCGAGUUCUGUCAGGAAUUCCAUAAACACGACAGUUUGGUCAUUUGGUUGGUUUAUUCAAAACUCAUCAUGUGUGGCAGACGAAGAGGCUCUACAUCGGGUUUGGUACAGUUUACAAACACAGGGCUACAUGAUGGUCGACACAGAAGCUCCUUGGUUGAGCCUCGAUCUAAAAACAGCAAACAUGGCUGACAUAGUUGAAGCGUUUUUGUCAUCUUACGAUAAAAAUAAACCAACAUCUGAGCAGACGAAACAACAGAGGCACCAAGUUCUGGUAGACGCCUAUUCAUUGGUUCCGUUAAGCGUCAAACGUGGAAUCCAGAAUGCGUUUCGUUACGAUUUUGACCUUUUUGACUACGACAAAGAGCCAACAGAACUGUUUAAUAAUGGUUAG
Messenger RNA from Liolophura sinensis, 1131 nucleotides. RefSeq names its product carbohydrate sulfotransferase 11-like. Lineage: Eukaryota; Metazoa; Mollusca; Polyplacophora; Chitonida; Chitonidae. Gene Ontology annotation, biological process: carbohydrate biosynthetic process. The transcript has a single exon. The record is from RefSeq and is a predicted model, not a curated record. Bases 1 to 1131 code for a protein of 376 amino acids. Gene Ontology annotation, cellular component: membrane. Gene Ontology annotation, molecular function: sulfotransferase activity.